AUUAUAUUGGCGGCCGAGUGGAGAUAUCGUCAUGUCACGGGCUAAAGUUUCCUACCUCAUUCGUAGCCCAUCUUUGAAUUGUAGUGGAAGUGGGGUUAAAUACGUUGCCAAAAGGGGCUAUGCAGUUUAGAAUUAAUUAAAAAAUCAUAAGAACGUCCCGAGUCUUCACACAACCCCGUCAUGCCCACCAAACUGAUAUUCCGCAGCGGGCUGACCAAGUCGGAUCCACAUCGCAACCCAGUGCUGAUUGUGGGCCAGGCGAAACAUCUGUCUCAGCUCAAAUUCGACGACGUCCGUGCCAAACUCGAACCCCGAGUUACUGAGGAGGUAUUUCGGGUGGCGGUGGCCGGCCUGCACCCAUCGCCGACCGAUAGUUGCUCAUUGUACUUGAAUUUGGCUACCGUCGCCGCGUUGCCAGUCAAGUGCAGCAGACACAAUGCGCCUUCGAGGGCGCACGCCCUCACCCGCCUUGUUCAGGUUUGCACGGUCGGCGUCGAUGAAAGCGUUGUGGUCGUCUGUGAACGUAAAGAUGUGUACGCAAGCGCUUGCGCAGUAGCGAGGGCCUUUCCUCAAUACUCGAAGAAAACCUCGUCUGCGAAUAGUGACGAAAGCGUGACUGUUUAUGUAGAGUUCUUAAUUGUUUCUACCAAUUCUCCUUGCGAAAACGGUGAAAUAUCGGAACUGACAGAAGAAGAGGUCAAUGCAUUGGAGAAUGCGGCCACGGGUAUUCGAUUGGCAGCACGUAUAGUUGAUACACCAUGCAACGAGAUGAACGUAGACCAUUUCCUGGACGAAGUCAGGGCGGUGGGCGGUUCGCUGGGUAUCGUGCCGACGAUUAUCAGGGGCGAAGAACUGGCCGCCAAAGGUUUCGGCGGUAUCUAUGGGGUAGGAAAGGCGGCCACGGUACCGCCGGCGCUUGCCGUUUUGAGUCAUACACCCGAGUCGGCACACGUGACCGUUGCUUGGGUCGGAAAAGGAAUUGUAUAUGAUACGGGUGGGCUCAGUAUUAAGGGAAAGACUGCCAUGCCAGGAAUGAAGAGAGACUGUGGUGGAGCAGCAGGAAUUUUAGGUGCCUUUUAUGCUGCCGUUAAAGCGAAUUUUAGCCAGAACUUGCACGCCGUUUUCUGUUUGGCCGAAAACGCAGUGGGUCCAAAAGCAACCAGACCCGAUGAUAUUCAUGUUCUGUACUCGGGCAGAACCGUGGAAAUUAACAACACCGACGCUGAAGGAAGACUCGUUCUCGCCGACGGUGUCGCAUACGCCCUCAGGGACUUAAAGGCCAACAUAAUACUCGAUAUGGCAACACUCACUGGAGCCCAGGGUAUCGCGACAGGUAAGUACCACGCAGCCGUGCUAACCAACAACGAAGACUGGGAAACUAAAUGUGUGUUGGCGGGAAAAUCGUCUGGUGAUUUGGUGUUUCCGAUCCCCUAUUGUCCCGAAAUGCACUUUUCCGAAUUUUCGUCCGCCGUCGCCGAUAUGAAGAAUUCGGUAGCGGAUCGGGGAAAUGCGCAGCCCAGCUGUGCUGGACUAUUCGUCGCCGCCCAUCUGGGAUUCGACUAUCCAGGCGCGUGGAUUCAUGUAGAUAUGGCCAGUCCUGUACAUAAUGGAGAAAGAGCUACUGGUUAUGGAGUUGCACUUUUAACAACAUUAUUUGGAAAUUUCUGCAACCAUUCUCUCCUUCAAUCCAUAUGUCCUGAGGCAGAAGUACCAGAUGAAAACAUUGCUAAGAAACCCAGAAUCAAUUAAGUGAUCAAUUGUGAGAUUUACAUAAAUGCUUUUUUCUACAUUGUCAUUAUACUUUAUUAUUAAAACAAUUAAAUAAAAUUUUAUAUACGUA
Molecule: messenger RNA, 1840 nt
Organism: Aethina tumida (small hive beetle)
Lineage: Eukaryota; Metazoa; Arthropoda; Insecta; Coleoptera; Nitidulidae
Product: probable aminopeptidase NPEPL1
Exons: 8
Coding region: 181-1749 (522 amino acids)
Biological process (GO): proteolysis
Cellular component (GO): cytoplasm
Molecular function (GO): manganese ion binding; metalloaminopeptidase activity
Source: RefSeq, a predicted model, not a curated record